This is a messenger RNA of Pisolithus orientalis, 3639 nucleotides long. Its product is annotated as exocyst complex component Sec3-domain-containing protein. Bases 188 to 3574 code for a protein of 1128 amino acids. Gene Ontology annotation, cellular component: exocyst; plasma membrane. The transcript has 17 exons. The record is from RefSeq and is a predicted model, not a curated record. Gene Ontology annotation, biological process: Golgi to plasma membrane transport; exocytosis. Lineage: Eukaryota; Fungi; Basidiomycota; Agaricomycetes; Boletales; Pisolithaceae. Gene Ontology annotation, molecular function: phosphatidylinositol-4,5-bisphosphate binding.
GCGGUUUUAUUGUCUCGCUGCCGUGGCGGUGGUGGACCGACCACAAGGAUGGAUUAUCUUCGGAGUGUAUUAUGUGCACAGCAAGACACGAUUUGGAUCUUAGAGUCGAGGACAGCGCCGUGUGUGCUUAGAACUUAGAUCGACGGCGACAUUCGCCUGUCGGUGGCAGUUAGUAGUUGCAGAGCUUAUGGUCAUGGCAGACAACGACCAUACCCGCCAGCGCAUCAUAACCUCCGUGUUUGACAAGCGCAAUGCGGGUGCUGCAAUCCAGGAAUCCUAUGUUGCCCAUGUCAAGAUCUGGGAGGACGCAGGUGAGGGUCAGGGGAAGAAGCCGCGAUACAUCUUGCUGUCUAGGGCCAGCGAUAGCACCGGUUUCAUUCACAAAUCUAAGCUGAACACGAACGGCUCGUUCUCUGUCGGAAAGACAUGGAAGCUCGCCGAACUGCGAGGCAUCGAAGUCUUCAAUCCCAUAUUCUUCAGCAUCACUCUUGGUAGAACUUACAAGUGGCAGACGGAGAACCCCGUCGAUCAGUCUGCGUUUAUCCACGCACUUAUCGAUCUAUUCCGGUCCCUGAUAGGCAGCCACCUCCAGCUCCACGGCGUCAACGAUCCGACAGUACCUACUCUCCCCUCAAACCACGGGACACACCAGCGAGGCUCGGAUGUUUCAGUGCAGAGUCGCCCAACUUCGGAUGCACCCACUACCGGAAAACAGACGCCUGUUCCCACUACAUCCAUCCCUCAGGUCAGCCAUGAACGCGCUCAGACUCCAUUUUCACAAUCACCCGCCCGUUCUUACCUCAUAAAUCCUCCCUCUCGUUCCGCCUCACCGGCAGACUCGUUACCUGGCCCCCCAUCGCAUGUAACAGCUACUCAAGUCACUGCAAAUUACCGGUCUCCAUCACCUACCACUGUCCAGCAGCAUCAGCAACCACAAACAGCCCUCCCUAGUCCAUUGAGGCCUAGAGUCACACGUCGGCCGUCCAACACAACACCGCCUGUGUCCGCACCCGCUAUAGCGGCAUCCCAUCCAUCCAGUCUUGUGCCUUCGCGCCAGCAGAUGAGCAAUCCGCCUUCCAGACAAUCCCAUGAAAGCGUUUCCAGCGCCAAACCAUCCUUGGAUCCGUCUCAAGGCCAUAGUCCAUUGUCAGCAUAUCCUCCAACGGCAGCGCUGCCACCAACUCGCGUCGAUUCACCUGGUCUGACUCCGAGUACGAACCGUACAGAGGCUCUGAAACCCCCUGGGACACCGCUUGCAAGGAGAGAGCAUAGCAAUAGGGUUUCCUUCUUUGACCCUGCAAACCAAGCUGCGAUCGGUAGGCUCGUGGCUGGUGGCCUCGGAGAAGAGGAAGACAUUGAAGGCGGUCAAGAAACUAGUCAGGCAGCGAUGCUUAGCGUGGAAGAAAUGCUAGAAGGUUAUGAUUGGGCCAGCGACGAUAUGUUUGAUCGCAAGUCGACAAGAGGGGCUGCGGAUUUAGUGGAAGCCCGCUUGCUGGACGAGUUGACGGCAUUGGAAAAGGCAAAUAUCCAUUCGUUCUUGGAAUCGGACGACCGGGUCAACCUUGUCAUCAAAUAUUUGGAUGAGGCCUUGUCAGAGGUAGAUGCCAUUGACAGCUUGUUAUCGUCAUAUAAAAUCCAUUUGAAUGCUGUCGGAGAUGACAUUUCUUUUAUCCAGUCGCAACGACGGGGCCUGCAAGUGCAUACGCAAAAUCAAAGGGCAUUGUUGAACGAACUCGAAAACUUACUGCAAACGGUGCAAGUGAGUGAUGAAGCUCUGCACACCUUAGCCCAGGAAUCUCUAGAGAAGCCCGCUGGCGUACAGCGACUAGAGGAAGCAGCAACUGAACUUUACAAGGCGCUGCAAGCAAGUCAAGAUACAGAAAUGGCUGCUACGAUGGAGAGGUUGGACGAGUAUCGAACAUACAAUACGCAAUUCUGCAAGCGCGUAUUUGAUUACCUUUCUAUCAUAAUGGUCGCCAAGUCCAAGACCAUAUUAGAAAGCAACAAUGGCGUCAGUCGAGAAAACGCGCGUGCACGACCCACUCUAGUAGAUCAUGGAAGUAUGGAAACAUACCUUGGUCGAUAUGCUGGUCUAGUAUUGUAUCUCAAGGAAAUGGAUGAGGUAGCGUACUCGAAGCUGUGCGCUGCAUAUUUUUCCGCCGUCAGCGACUUGCACGGAAAGCAAAUGCGGACCGUUUUCUCAAUCUAUUCAGGUUUGCUUAAAAAAAAUUCCGAAGAAGAAAGUGAACAGAGUUUCGCAGCUGCGGGUAAUACUGUGAAGGCAGGGGCCAUCCGGCGCGCAGGUACCAUCAUUCGGUCACCAAUGGAGUUACAGAAGCGUGAUCGCGAUAAGCGGCGUGAUGAUGACUAUCAACCAUCAGAACAGGCGUUCGGUUUUAUCCUGGAAGAAAUCGCGCCACUAAUCAGUCGGGAAGGGGAUUUCAUCGCAGAUUUCUUGCAGAUUAAUGAUGCAGGCCUCACAUUUGCGGACUACGCCGGUCUGGAAAACUACUUUAGGCGCCAGGCGGCGCGAAGUGCAGGCCUUAGCCAGUCCACAACGAAGCUUGUCCGGGGUGCUAUGGAUCUUAUAUUUGGUUUCCUCCCACAGGAAAUCAAGCAGUGGGUCGAGAUCGCGAUAGCGAAAGAUACUCUACAGGUAGUAGGUGUUAUCGUCUGCUUGGAACGCUUUUUAGACGAGGCAGGAGAAGGUGAUAACACGUUCUUCCUCCAAAUGCUGGACAAACAACAUCUUCGUUUGAAGGGAACCUUUGAUCGGCAUGUCAAUCAGCAAAUAAAAAUGGUGGAAGAAACGAAACUGACGAGUAAAAAACGUAAAGGUGUUGCGCAAUUUAUCAAGUAUUUCCCGGUGUACGUCAACCGUGUGGAACAGCAGCUUGUUGGUGCGGACGGACUUGAAAUCCGGACAAGUGUCGAUCUUGCGUACGAGAAAAUCGUGCAUAGCAUGUUUGAAUGCUUAAAACACAUGGCUACGCUGGAUGGCGAUGGCGAAGACAAGGGACAACUCAAUUACCAUGUGUUGCUAGUCGAAAACAUGCAUUACUUCGUUGCCGAGAUGUCUCAACUGGGGGUCGGCUCCGUUACUGGGUUCUUGAAGCAGGCAGAGGCUAUGUACAACGAGAAUCUGAGCGCCUACGUGAAGAUCGUGUUGAAGCGGCCCUUUGCUAAGCUGAUUGACUUUUUUGAGGGCGUGGAGCGCCUGUUGAAGACAACUGCACCAUCGGAAGUUCAAAAGAAUAGCAGUUACAACAAGCCUGCACUCAAACGGGUUCUCAAGGAAUAUGAUGGGAAAGACGUCCGAAAACACAUCGAUGUCCUGUUCCGUCGAGUGGAGAAGCACUUCACGGAGGCGGAAGAGAAAACGACAAGAGAGGAGAGCAGCGGGAUUGCACCUGGGACAGUGAUGGUAGGAGUGUGGAAAGCUUGUGAGGAAGAGUUGCAGAGGAUGACUGAGAAUUUCAACGCAAAGCUGUCGCAAUGUUACUCUGACAGUGGGCUGUCGCUGGAGUACAGCUCCGGUGAUGUCGAUACUGCAUUCAAACGCCACCAUACAUGAUGCAUGAAGUACCGUCCAUCUAUCCUUUACCACUAAAUAUUAAUGGAAAUGUAUCAGCCAGACGC